Scophthalmus maximus (turbot) is the source of this 2756-nucleotide messenger RNA. RefSeq names its product cytochrome P450 2J4. The record is from RefSeq and is a predicted model, not a curated record. Gene Ontology annotation, molecular function: oxidoreductase activity, acting on paired donors, with incorporation or reduction of molecular oxygen, reduced flavin or flavoprotein as one donor, and incorporation of one atom of oxygen; iron ion binding; heme binding. Gene Ontology annotation, biological process: xenobiotic metabolic process. The transcript has 9 exons. Bases 867 to 2360 code for a protein of 497 amino acids. NCBI's taxonomy places the organism in Eukaryota, Metazoa, Chordata, Actinopteri, Pleuronectiformes, Scophthalmidae. Gene Ontology annotation, cellular component: cytoplasm; intracellular membrane-bounded organelle.
CAAAACAAAACCUUAAUUCACCUCAGAUAUCUGCCAAACAAUUCAGCACCUCCUGAACAUUUGUAUAAAUCCCCAGGUCCUCCAAGAGCUGAAAAUGAGAAAAAAAAAAUAAGAAAGAAAUAGGGAAUAGGCUUCAAGAGUAAAUUUGUAAAAAUGGUAAAAAUUGUGACAACUGGACAAAUAGUUCCUUAAAUGUCGAGGAGCAUUUUCCGUCUAUGAUAAAAAACAAAAGAAAAUAAACAAUUAGACAAAAUACAAUAAAAGUCAUUACUUUAUAUUAUAAAUCUGUAUUAGGUAAAUAAACCUAUAGGUGACUUUAGCUGCUCCAUUGAAAAACAGUUUACAAUCAAUUGCCAACACUUGGUAUGAACAAGAUCAUUCUUUAUCUUUUCAUAAGGUUUGACAGUGAUUCCGGUGGAAUAUUAUUUGAAAAGAUAAGUCAUUGUUAUAUGAUUUACAUUUUUACAACUUCUGAAAGACUGUAGACUUAUCUCUUGGGCUUGUUCUUUCAGUGACCAGGCUUCAGUUGUUUAAAGGUAAAGUUCAACCCUGUUAUGGUUGGUGUUUGAAUGACAAAGUUGGCGAAAGGGCAGAGACCAGUAAAAACAGAGACAAGAAAGAGUUUUAGAAUGUGCAGUGAUUGGUUAGACAUGACAGGUGACUACUGAGGUGGCGUUCUAUUUAUGGGCCAUGUUGUCACGUGGUCUUAACCCUGACAAAGGUGUUGUUUGGUCUUUAACUGGUUACAUAAGUACAAUAUCAGCACCUUUGUACUUUUUUUUUUUCAUGAUUUUUUUUUCUCAAGUGAGGAGUAAAAUACAUAAAAGCACAGACCUUCCUCCUGGUGCUGGUUUUACUCUUGAACCAUGUGGCUGUACGAGUUUUUGCUGAGCUUGGACCUUAAGGGUCUGCUUCUGUUUAUUUUCGUUUUUCUUCUUAUAGCAGAUUUUGUCAAAAACAGGAAUCCACCAAAUUAUCCUCCAGGACCGCUGGGUCUGCCCUUUGUGGGGAAUUUCUUCAGUGUGGACAGUAAACACCCGCACAUCUAUUUCACCAAGCUGGCUGAUAUCUACGGGAAUGUGUUCAGCGUCCGCCUCGGCAGUGAGAAGAUGGUAUUUGUGUCUGGAUACAAGAUGCUGAAGGAAGCCGUAGGGACACAGGCUGAGAACUUUGUGGAUCGACCAUACACUCCACUGUCUGACAGGUUUUGCUCAGGAACUUCAGGUGGUCUGUUCAUGAGUAAUGGUCAGACAUGGAAGAGGCAGCGGCGUUUUGCUUUGUCUACCAUGCGCAACUUUGGCCUGGGCAAAAGCCUCACAGAGCAGAGCAUCAGUGAGGAGGUCCGGUACUUGCUGGAGGAGAUAGAGAAGGAGAAAGGUGAACCUUUCAGGACAUCGGGCCUCUUAAACAACGCUGUAUCCAACAUCAUUUGCCAGCUGGUGAUGGGGAAACGCUUUGACUACAGCGACCAGAACUUCCAGACCAUGCUGAAGUAUCUGUCUGAGGUUAUUAGGCUGGAGGGCUCCAUAUGGGGUCUACUGUACGAUUCGUUCCCCAGUCUGAUGACGCUGUUGCCAGGUCCUCACAACGAAAUGUUCAGCUACUACGACAGCCUCCAGGACUUCAUCAGGAAGGAGUUAGAGGGGCACAAGAAGGACCUGGACCGCAGCAACCCCCGGGACUACAUUGACGCUUUCCUCAUCGAAAUGGAGAACCACAAAGAGUCCGACCUGGGCUUCACCGAGACCAAUCUGACUCUGUGCUCUCUGGAUCUGUUCUUGGCUGGAACAGAGACAACCUCCACCACUUUGCAGUGGGCUUUGGUUUACCUCAUCAGAAGCCCUGACAUCCAGGAAAAAGUCCAGGCAGAGAUAGACAGCGUGAUUGGACAGACCCGUCUGCCCACCAUGGCCGACAGACCCAACCUGCCCUACACUGAAGCUGUCAUCCACGAGGUCCAGAGGAUGGGAAACAUCAUUCCCCUGAAUGGACUCAGGAAAGCCGCCAAGGACACAACACUGGGAGGUUACUUCAUACCAAAGGGCACCUCCCUAAUGCCCAUGCUGACCUCUGUGCUGUUUGACAAGAAUGAAUGGGAAACUCCAGACACCUUCAACCCCGGACACUUCCUGGACGCUGAGGGAAAGUUUGUGAGGAACGAAGCUCACCUGCCUUUCUCUGCAGGGAAACGGGUGUGUCUCGGAGAAGGCCUGGCCAGGAUGGAACUGUUUCUGUUUUUAGUGGGUCUACUACAGAAGUUCUCUUUCUCUGUCCCUGAUGGCGUAGAGCUGAAUACAGAAGGCAUAACCGGAAUGACGCGAGUGCCGCACCCCUUCAAGGUUUAUGCCAGGGCUCGCUGAGUUAGGCAACAUGUCACUGAACUGUUUUCCAUUUAACCAGGAAGAGACCCACACAAAACACUAAAGAGAUACUCUGUCUCACGCUUUCACUCUUGUAUGACUGCCUCAUGCACUGAAGACCCAUUUAGUCCCUCCAACUUUACAUUUAAAUCUCUGUGGUGAAAUUGAUUUGUAAAGAAGCUGCUGGCAGUACAGUUUUAAAGAUAUUUUCCUUCGAUCAUGUCGUUAUUAAUGACAUGAGUUUACACAUGAUGCAUGCAUAAUUACUGGUUGUGUUUUCUCAACACAUUGUUGUAAUGAUUAAUCCUACAUAAGCCAUUAGUUAAGGAUUGAAAUGAUUCAAUGUAAUAAUAAUUGAAAUGACAAAUAAAUGAUUUGUUGUUGAUGUGUCACAAA